Molecule: messenger RNA, 2149 nt
Organism: Dama dama (fallow deer)
Lineage: Eukaryota; Metazoa; Chordata; Mammalia; Artiodactyla; Cervidae
Gene: SLC6A13
Product: solute carrier family 6 member 13
Exons: 17
Coding region: 252-2060 (602 amino acids)
Biological process (GO): sodium ion transmembrane transport; neurotransmitter transport
Cellular component (GO): plasma membrane
Molecular function (GO): gamma-aminobutyric acid:sodium:chloride symporter activity
Source: RefSeq, a predicted model, not a curated record
GUCAGCAGCUCAGAGCCACGGCUGGAGCAAACACAACCUAGCUGGUGAUUCUGCGGCAGUCAGCACUGGCAUCGCUUUCCAGGGGAGGAGACUGUGCUCCUGCCUUAGGUGUCUUCCCAUCGGCAGGCCCUCCAAGAAAAGCACUGCACUAAGCAGAGAGUUCAGAGUCCACUGGAGAGGCAGCCGAGCACGGCCAGCGCGGACAGGCCUGAGAUGGAGUCCAGGCCCUAUGAAUUCCUUCUUCAGGGGGAAUGGAUAGCAAGGUCUCGGGCACCACCAGCAAUGGAGAGACCAAACCAGUGUGCCCAGGUGUGGAAAAGGCGGCGGAGGAUGGCGCCCUGCAGCGAGACCAGUGGAGCAACAAGAUGGAGUUCGUGCUGUCUGUGGCUGGGGAGAUCAUCGGGCUGGGCAACGUCUGGAGGUUCCCCUACCUCUGCUACAAAAACGGGGGAGGUGCCUUCUUCAUCCCCUACCUCAUCUUCCUCUUUACCUGCGGCAUUCCUGUCUUCCUUCUGGAGACGGCGCUGGGCCAGUACACCAGUCAGGGGGGCAUCACUGCCUGGAGGAAGAUCUGCCCCAUCUUUGAGGGCAUCGGCUACGCCUCCCAGAUGAUCGUCACCCUCCUCAACAUCUACUACAUCAUCGUCCUGGCCUGGGCCCUCUUCUACCUCUUCAGCAGCUUUACUGUCGACCUGCCCUGGGGGAGCUGCCGCCACGACUGGAACACGGAGCGCUGCGUGGAGUUCCAGAGGACCAAUGGCUCUCUGAAUGCGACCGCUGAGAAUGCCACCUCUCCCGUCAUCGAGUUCUGGGAGAGGCGGGUCCUGAAGAUCUCGGAGGGCAUCCAGCACCUGGGGGCCCUGCGCUGGGAGCUGGCCCUGUGCCUCCUGCUCGCCUGGGUCGUCUGCUACUUCUGCAUCUGGAAGGGCGUCAAGUCCACGGGCAAGGUGGUGUACUUCACGGCCACCUUCCCUUACCUCAUGCUGGUGGUCCUGUUGAUUCGAGGGGUGACGCUGCCCGGGGCAGCCCAAGGAAUUCAGUUCUACCUGUACCCAAACCUCACGCGUCUCUGGGACCCCCAGGUGUGGAUGGAUGCGGGUACCCAGAUCUUCUUUUCCUUCGCCAUCUGCCUAGGAUGCCUGACAGCCUUGGGCAGCUACAACAAGUACCACAACAACUGCUACAGGGACAGCAUCGCGCUCUGCUUCCUCAACAGCGGCACCAGCUUCGUGGCCGGGUUUGCCAUCUUCUCCAUCCUGGGCUUCAUGUCCCAAGAGCAGGGGGUGCCCAUUUCUGAAGUGGCUGAGUCAGGCCCCGGCCUGGCCUUCAUCGCCUACCCCCGGGCAGUGGUGAUGUUGCCCUUCUCGCCCCUCUGGGCCUGCUGCUUCUUCUUCAUGGUCGUCCUCCUGGGACUGGACAGCCAGUUCGUGUGCGUGGAAAGCCUGGUGACGGCGCUGGUGGACAUGUACCCCCGUGUGUUCCGCAAGAAGAACCGCAGGGAGGUCCUCAUUCUGGGGGUGUCUGUCACCUCCUUCCUCGUCGGGCUGGUUAUGCUCACAGAGGGCGGCAUGUACGUGUUCCAGCUCUUUGACUACUAUGCGGCCAGCGGCAUGUGCCUGCUGUUCGUGGCCAUCUUCGAGUCCUUCUGCGUGGCGUGGGCCUACGGAGCUGGGCGCUUCUACGACAACAUCGAGGACAUGAUUGGGUACAGGCCAUGGCCUCUCAUCAAAUACUGUUGGCUCUUCCUCACGCCGGCCGUGUGCACAGCCACCUUCCUCUUCUCCCUGAUCAAGUACACCCCGCUGACCUACAACAAGAAGUACAAGUACCCGUGGUGGGGCGAUGCCCUGGGCUGGCUCCUGGCCCUCUCCUCCAUGGUCUGCAUUCCUGCCUGGAGCUGCUACAAGCUCAGCACCCUCAAGGGCUCUUUCAGAGAGAGAGUUCGCCAGCUCCUCUGCCCAGCCGAGGACCUUCCCCAGGGGCACCGAGCAGGACCCUCUGCCCGGGCCACACCCAGGACAUCACUUCUCAUCCUGACUGAGCUGGAGCCUCACCGCUAGGGGCCAGGCCCUGGGUGGUCCAGUGAACCUGGCUGCGGGCAUGAUUACAGAAGGAACACAAAGAAGCAGCCCCUCUGUGCUUCUCCAGG